This is a messenger RNA of Pichia kudriavzevii, 3573 nucleotides long. RefSeq lists its product as uncharacterized. Gene Ontology annotation, cellular component: cytosol; nucleus; cytoplasm. The coding region runs from base 1 to 3573 and encodes 1190 amino acids. Gene Ontology annotation, biological process: intracellular signal transduction; protein phosphorylation; negative regulation of glycogen biosynthetic process. The transcript has a single exon. The record is from RefSeq and is a predicted model, not a curated record. Lineage: Eukaryota; Fungi; Ascomycota; Pichiomycetes; Pichiales; Pichiaceae. Gene Ontology annotation, molecular function: protein serine/threonine kinase activity; ATP binding.
AUGCCUUAUACUGCCCCUUCGAGGAGUAUUUCCAGAUCACAGACGUCAACUCCUUCGGAGCAUUCGAAUUCCAACUCUACCCGGUCUCAGAGCAACAAGGACGAUCGUUUCCACAAGUUCAUGAACCAAACCAAUGACUCGUUUCUGAACUCUCCGCAGACAAACACAAUGUCCAAGUUUUACCUCUUGGACGAUACCACUUCUGCGGAAAGCUUGGAAUCCGUCCGUUCCAACAACGGCAAGUCACGUUCUCGUUCUAGUACAUCUUCUCAGAGAGGUUCACUUCUGGCUGAUGAUUUGAACAUGUCCAAGUUCUACGCCAAACAGUCUGUUCACUCAGACUCUACACAGGACUUGGUGGACUUCACAACAGAAUCAAUCCAAUCUUAUUCAUACACUCCCAUUUCGAACAACUCAUUGACAAUGAGAAUGAACGUUUUGAAAAGAUCAAUGGAAAUACUUCUAGAGAACCCAUCUUGGUUGAAUUCCUCCGUGGAGAAGUUUCCUAACUUUGAUUCACAGUCAAUCAUAAACUCGGUCUCCCAAGGUCCAAAAUUGAAAGACCUUAUAAACUCAGAGAGAAGUGUCUCCAGCUCGACAUUGCAAACACUAAUCCAAAGUACUUUAUCAUCAGACGCUAACUUCAGCUCAAGCCCAGAAAUACCCCCAGAUUCUCACUUUCUUUCGAGACGUUCAAAUUCGAAUGCUUCCUCCGUUUCAACUUCUUCUUUGCAUAUCAAUUUCAGUGAUGAAUUGCUGAAAGAUUUGAAGGAUAUGUUGAAGCUUUUGAAAAAUUAUCAAAGCGACGAUACGGACACCGUGUUGUGUAAUGAUGGUCGUGAAUCCCCAUCUAAGCCAUCUUCUCCAUCUUCAUCUUCAAAGUUUCAGAAAGGGGUUUUGGACCUACAUGAGUUGUCCUUGGCAAAUGUGGACAAAAUUCCAAAAUCAGCAUCAUCACUUGAAGACGCUGGACGGCGUGAUUUUCUCAAAAUUAAACUUCUACAUGCCUUGGCCACCCCCUUUAUAAAUAACCAAAAGCCGUCAUCACUGUCAAGUCCAACUUCGAAUGUUGCAGGAAUACCCAUGCUGACGUCCACAAGUACGCUUGGCUUGUCAGAGUUAAAUGAUCAGUCAUAUUCUUCAUCAUCAUCGAAAAAGUUCCAUGCAUCCUCUAAUGCGAAAACUAAAUCACCAAAGGCGGUAUUCACGGUGUCUAGAGAUUCACCGUGGAAUAUAAUGAAUGCCAAUGAUCUUGGCUUGCUAAUGUUUGGCUUUUCCAAGUCUUCAAUUGUGAAAAUGAAUUUAAUAGAUUUAAUCGCUCCACGGUCAAGAGACUUGGUCAUUAACCGAUUACAUAGAGAUAAGAACCUUGUGUUUUCUGGUGAAAUCAUUGCGGUCAAAAGGAACAACAAGAGUUUAGCCUGGACUUCACUAUGGGCUAAACGGAGAGAUAAUUUAAUCAUUCUGAUCUUUGAACAGGUGGUGUGUGAAACAAUUGAUAUGAUAAUCGAACGUAAAGGCGCAAUCGAUAACGGAUUUCAUGUGCUCGAAAUCUUGAAGCAGAACCAAAGAUUGUAUCACAAAUACCUCAAGUCGGAGUGUUUAAGUUCAUUUUUACCAUCAAUGGAUAGGAUAUUACAAAACAGUUUGAAAGACACGUUUACUGAUGAUGAUAUAACAAGUGAUCAUGAUUCUAACAUUAUAAAUAGCUUGAGAUACUUCACACUCAAGAGAGAAAACGGUGAUUAUGUGCCCUGCGCUGUCACCAGUGAAUCUUUAUACAUAGAUAAUAACGAACACGAUGUGAAAUCUUACAUCAGAGUUAAUUUACAUUCACUACCAUACAUUGCAGGAUUAUUUCUCAUUGAUUCGAAAGAUUAUCAGAUACAGAGUUUUAAUGAAGCGAUUGCGAGAAAUUUGUUUGGAACAUCAGAUUUGAUAAAUCAAAAUAUUGAUUUAAUUCUACCCGAAUUUUCAACUUUGAUGGAACUGGCCAUUAGGGAGAAUCCAAAUCUUGUUCAUCAAGAAGGUUUGGUGUUGCCGGAACACUAUUUCCGGAAAUUGCAAUCUUUUAUACGAGGAAAAGACGAUAAUGAGCGUGAAAACUUAUUCUUGGCUUGCCGAGGUGUUAAGGGUAAACAUCUUGACGGUCACUUUAUUACUGUGGAUAUACAAUUACAUGUUACUAAAAAUGGGAUGUUUUUGAUUUGGAUUACAUUUUGCAGGUCAUUUUCUAAGAAUGUUCACAAGCUGGAUAUGAUAGGCUUAGAUCCAAAAUCCAUUAUUCAUCCAAAUUCCGCUGAUUCUCAAGAAUUACUCAAGAAAGCUCAUCAAUAUCAACCACAUCAUGAAAGCCACCAUCUUAACGAUGAUACGACAGACUCGAAUAACCUACCUUCUCAAUUGAAAUUGCUUGAGCACAAACACAGAGAUCUUGAUUCGCAAGGGUCAGGUACAACCUCCAACAUCAGUCGUUCGAGCUCACUUCGUACGCUUAAUCCAAAUACAUCUAGUAUAUCUUCCCCAGUAACCCCCAAGUAUGAUGAAAUCAGGAGAACGGCAGAUACGUCUCCAUUAGACGCAAUUGAUGUUGCCUUACCUUUGGAAAGUGAGAAUUUCUCAAAGGUAAACAAAUCGUUUGGUAUGUCUGCCCAGAAAACUUGUGCUGAACUUUUACAGGAGGAAGAAGAAGAACUCCAGUAUUUAAGAGAACAUUCACUUUAUUUCCCCAAAAUCAUAGGUGCUGAGAAACGAACAAAAAAAUUCAGUGAUUUCAAAAUAUUGAAAAAUUUAGGUCAAGGAGCUUAUGGUAAAGUUGUGUUUGCACAAUAUAAGAAGGAUCCGUUAUACCAGGACUGUGUUAAAGCCAUUUUCAAAGAACGUAUCCUUGUAGACACAUGGGUCAGGGAUAGGACUUUGGGGACUGUCCCCAGCGAAAUACAAAUCUUGUAUUCAUUAAACAAGUAUCCGCAUGCAAAUAUUAUGAGAAUUGUUGAUUUCUUUGAGGAUCAGAAUUUCUAUUAUCUAGAAACCUUACAGCAUGGUUCCAAAGGAUCCGGGGCUGUUGAUUUAUACGAUAUCAUUGAAGUGAAGAAAGACAUGACUGAAUAUGAGGCCAAGUACAUUUAUUUUCAAAUUGUAGCCGCCUUAACGCACAUGCAUUCACACGGUAUAGUUCAUCGUGAUAUUAAAGAUGAAAAUAUCAUUGUUGAUAAAGACUAUUUUGUGAAACUUAUUGACUUUGGCAGUGCUGCAUGGGUGAAGGAUGGGCCAUUCGGGGUUUUCGUUGGUACCAUUGAUUAUGCAGCCCCGGAAGUGUUGAAUGGUCAACCAUACGAAGGUAAAGCGCAAGACGUAUGGGCAAUGGGGGUGCUAUUGUACACCCUCGUGUUCAAAGAGAAUCCGUUUUGUAGUGUUGAUGAAAUCUUGGAUAGUGAAGUCAAGUUUCCUGGUUAUCCUAAAGUCAGUUCUGAAUGUAUGGAUUUGAUUAGACGGAUCUUGAUAGCAGACGUCAACAAGAGACCUACCAUGCAGGAGAUAAAAGAUGACCCUUGGUUGGAUGGGUUCAGUUAA